AUGCACUUUUCAAUCCCUGUCCAUGUUUCUCAGAGUCAUACACGACGGAAACAUUACUGGAGAAAGCGUGAAACCAGCAAUCUCACCUACCCUCCAUUUGUGACAUAUGGUCCAAUAGUGGUGGCUGGUGGACUCUGGAAUUACCAGUCUGCAGUACAGAAGGUUGAUUACAUCACAAGCCUUGCUUCUUCUCAGUCUCUUGACUUUCUGGCUUUGACAGAGACCUGGAUCACUCCAGAGAACUCUGCUACCCCUGCUGCUCUCUCUUCAGCUUUCUCUUUUUCACAUUCUGCCCGCCGGAUUGGAAGAGGUGGAGGCACGGGUCUGCUUCUGUCUAAACACUGGCGCUUCACACCACUUUCUUUUCCACAGCUUGUUAUUUCUACUUUUGAAUUUCAUGCUGUCUCUGUGUACUUUCCAAGCAAAUUUCACAUUCUUGUUGUUUAUCGCCCCCCUUCUGCACUAGGUCACUUUAUUGAGGAGCUGGACACUCUCCUGAGCCUCUUUCCAGUUGGUGAGACUCCACUCAUCCUACCUGGUGACUUCAAUUUGCCGUUAGACAAGUUACAGUCAUCCUGCCUCCUUCCUUUGCUGUCUUCCUUCGACCUGACCCUCAACCAGUCACCUCCCACACAUAGAGCUGGCAAUGUCCUUGACUUGGUCUUCACCAGACCCACGUCUGCAAAGGCUCUUGUGGUAACUCCACUAACCUGUUCGGAUCACUACUUUCUCUCAUUCUCCCUCUCUCUCCCUUCUCUCCCAACUUUCCCUACUUCAUCACACACCACCACAACACGUCGCAACCUGCAUUCCAUCUCUCCCUCAAACCUCGCCUCUUGUAUCACCUCAACUCUGCCAUCCCCCGACUCCUUCUCUUCCCUCUCAGUGGAAUCGGCCACAGAUACACUUCUGUCCUCCAUAUCAUCUUCUCUUGAUCAUCUAUAUCCUGUCUCUUCCAGAACGUUAAGAUCAUCUCCACCUGCUCCCUGGCUGACUGAGGCUCUACGUAGCAACCGACGGGCUCUCCUCCUUCUCCCAUCUCUCUUACUGCUAAUGACUUUGCUUCUUUCUUUAAGGAAAAGGUAAAUAAGAUCUGUGACUCCUUUUCUCUGACUCCAACCACUGUAUGCCACCACUCACUCUCUCCUAAAACUCUUACCUGCUUUUCUUCUCUUUCAAAUGAGGAAGUACAUCAACUACUAACAUCUU
Pygocentrus nattereri (red-bellied piranha) is the source of this 1209-nucleotide messenger RNA. RefSeq lists its product as uncharacterized. NCBI's taxonomy places the organism in Eukaryota, Metazoa, Chordata, Actinopteri, Characiformes, Serrasalmidae. The transcript has a single exon. Bases 1 to 1086 code for a protein of 361 amino acids. Gene Ontology annotation, molecular function: catalytic activity. The record is from RefSeq and is a predicted model, not a curated record.